GCAUAUGCAUUUAUCUGUCAAUGUGUAUCAGUCAGCUCUUGUCGUGCAACAGUAUCCGCGUUGUCUUACAUUAGCAACUGAAUGCUAGCUGGCUAACAUUCAUGUUCGCAAACCAGCCAAAUAAAGUGUGCGAGUAAAAGUGUGCGAUUCCGAUGGUGGCGUGAGACGUGUUUGUGUGUUGAGACGAUCAGAUGGAUGUUUUCCAGCAGCAAAAGAUAAAUUCGUCGCGUAUACAGAAAACAAUCAGAAUGGAACCUGCUUGCCGUAAGGACAAGCCAAAGCUCAACUCGACGCCAACUAGAGGAGACCGAUCCAAACAGAAAUCUGCGCAGCAGGAACUCAAACAGCGACAGAGGGCAGAGAUAUAUGCCUUGAACAAGGUGAUGACUGAGCUUGAACAUCAGCAGUUUGAGACCUUUUGUAAACAGAUGCAGCAACAAGGAGAGUGAUUAUGCUGUCUGUGCUGCCUUCAUUAGUGCUUUUCCUGGAUGAACUGAGGCGGCGGGUGGCACCGUUCUGAGCACUCACGAAUAUGCCUAUGCCACACUGGGGAUGACAUGGUAUUUCAUUCCUAAAUAUGACACCAGCAUUGGACAAUCCGUCUGAAUCUUUGUCGAACUCAUGUCACUGAAGAAAUUACAGUCGUUAUCAUUUUAAAUAUAUAUAUAUGAAUAACACUCCGGCCACUAUUGGGCGAGGGA
Messenger RNA from Hippocampus comes (tiger tail seahorse), 701 nucleotides. It is a transcript of the gene svbp, whose product is annotated as small vasohibin binding protein. Gene Ontology annotation, biological process: negative regulation of protein ubiquitination; protein secretion. Bases 192 to 449 code for a protein of 85 amino acids. Lineage: Eukaryota; Metazoa; Chordata; Actinopteri; Syngnathiformes; Syngnathidae. Gene Ontology annotation, cellular component: apical part of cell. The record is from RefSeq and is a predicted model, not a curated record. The transcript is spliced from 3 exons.